Molecule: messenger RNA, 1698 nt
Organism: Knipowitschia caucasica
Lineage: Eukaryota; Metazoa; Chordata; Actinopteri; Gobiiformes; Gobiidae
Source: the annotation of a GenBank genome assembly
AUGGAGCACAGGUCCCAGACAGUGGUUCAUCGCAUUGACAGUGUGAGUUCAGGAGAGCAGCGGUACAUUCAGGAGAGGAAGCUGAAGGCGGCUCAGGCUCUGACUGCACUGGGAUUCCCCUGCUCACAGCAGGAGGUCCCUCACGUGGCUCUGCUGGCCUCUGGGGGAGGACAGAGAGCAGCAGUGGCUCUGGUCGGAUCUCUGCAUCAGCUGCAGAAGGACUCACUGUUGGACACACUACUGUACCUGGGAGGAGUGUCUGGAUCUACAUGGUCCAUGGCGUCCCUGUACAGCGACCCGGACUGGAGCCAGUCCCUGGGGGCCCACAUGGCGUCCCUGGUCUCGGCUCAGAACGUGGGACUGGACCAGACUCUGUCCUGGGUCCAGGACAUGGCUCAGAGAGAGGACUUCUCCCUCACGGACGUGUGGGGAGCUCUGACCUCUGCUGGUAUCAUGAAGCAGUGGGACACCAGGAAACUGUCAGGUGAGGCUCAGAGAAACGCCUCUAACCCGUAUCCUGUUUACGGAGCCAUCGAGAAGAGGUGCUUCAACCAGGGGCCCAUCCAAGGGAGCUGGUUCGAGCUGAGCCCUCAUGAGGUGGGCUUCCCGGAGCUGGGAGUGUUCGUGGAGACCUGGGCUCUGGGAAGUAAGUUCCAGAACGGAACCAUGAGAGAGGAGCUGCCGGAGCUGGACAUGAUCCAAGUGCAGGGUAUUCUGGGCUCUGCUAUCGCUAACCAGAAGAUGGAGGAGAACGUCCCACCCUGGCUCAAUGUCCCUGAGCUCCUGGACGCCGCGGCUCAGGACUAUCUUCCAAGCUACAACACCAUCAGGACCUUCAUCACUGUGAGCCGCUCUCACCUCACCAGCGAGACCGCGAGGAGCCACCUGGACCAGCUGGAGGCUGCGCUCCAAGAGAGAGUGAACCAGGACCAGUCCUCCCUCCUCCGCACCCUGUCCCCACAGCAGCGACAGCAGCACUUCCUCAGAUGGAGCUCUGAGCUGGGAACAGUCAUCCAGGAGUGGUCCCAGGGUCUGCCACAGGGGGGCGCCAACACUCACCUGUCUCUGUUGGUGAAUAAGGUCCUCCCCCUCGUCCUGCGCUGGGAGUGGGGGACACUCAACAACUUCCUGUAUCAGUACAACGAAGUAUCCAUCCCCGCCUGUCUGUCCUCUCAGCAGCACCUGCACCUCGUGGAUGGGGGUCUCCUGGUCAAUGUGGGGUACCCCUCGUUCUUGGGACCGCGACGAGACAUUGACCUCAUCAUCGCCCCAGAGUACAGCGCAGGGGACAUGUUUGAGACCCUGACCCUGGCUCGGGACUAUGCAGCCUCGGUACAGAGGCCGUUCCCGCCUCUGGACGAGCAGCUAAUGCAGAAGGAGAAGCUGUGGCCCCGAGACUGCUACGUGUUCGAGGGAAACGGGACCGCCCCCACCGUGGUCUUCAUGCCUCUGUUCAACCAACGCAACUGCAAAGACCCAGAGGAGUGGUCCCAGAAGAUGGAGGAGUUUUCCACGUUUCAGAAAAGCUUCAACUCCGACAUGAUCCUGAAGCUGCUGCAGACGGCACAGGAGAACAUCAGGAACAACAAGGAGACCCUGCUGAAGGAGGUGCACAAGGCUCUGCAGAGGAGGAGGAGCAGGGGAGGAGCAGGACAGGGCUCUGCAGGGCAGGAGGAGCAGGGGAGGGGUGGGGACUGA